AUGGCGUUCGUUAAGUGGAAGAUAAGUCAGCGAUUGCUGGUUUUCUUUUGGAUUUUAUCUUUUUCAAAUAUUUUGUGUUUUAGUGAGUUGUCUUUUGUAACUGAACCCAGUGACAGGAUGGUGUCUCAUAAUGAUCAUGUAGUGAUGGACUGUCUGGCCCAAGGAGAGCCACCUGUGGACAUCAGAUGGAAGAAAAACGGGGUCAGGCUUUUAGAGAGUGACCAUGUCCGUUUCAUGCCCAAUGGAUCACUGCAUCUCUCUUUCGUAAGGAGAGAUGGAGAACAAUCAGAGGAAGGCUUCUAUCAGUGCCUCGCUUCUAACAAAUAUGGAGCCAUCUUAAGCCAAAGAGCUCGACUAACAAUCUCAAGUAUCUCAUCUUUUGUGGCCCAGCCCUCACCUGUAGUAGUUAGUGAGGGCUCUGUUGCCAGGUUUGCCUGUAGUGUCAAUGCCAGGCCACCAGCCAUUAUUACAUGGGAAGUAAACCAAAGAGCUCUGCCCUUGGUGACAGAGAGAAUCACAGUAUUGUCAAAUGGAGUGUUGCAGAUUCAUGAGGUUAAACCAGAGGAUGCUGGGAUGUACCGCUGUGUGGCCACCAACAUUGCUAAUCGACUAAAAAGCAGAGAGGCCAUGCUUACUGUCAACCCAGUGUCUGGAGUCAGACCACUCAUGAAGCCCCAGAUCAUUGCAGGGCCUCAGAACAUCAGUACCAGCCUGCACCAGACUGCGGUUUUGGAGUGCGUAGCAGAUGGAAAUCCUCGCCCCCUGGUGUCUUGGAGCAGGGCGGACUCCAAGCCUAUAGAUGUUUUUGGUGCCAGAGUGCUGGGGAAUGGCAAUCUGAUCAUCUCUGUUGUGAAGGCCCAACAUAGAGGAGUUUACUUGUGCAGAGCAACAACACCACGGACACGGAACUACACCAUUGCUGCAGCAAAUCUCACUGUGCUUGUGCCACCGUCUUUAGUGGAGAAACCAGAGAGCCAGACACGGCCCAGGGCGGGCACGGCUCGCUUCAGCUGCCAGGCAGAAGGAGUACCUGCUCCCCACAUCACCUGGCUGAAGAAUGGAGAAAUCAUCCACUCCAAUGGCAGGAUUAAAAUGUACAACAGUAAACUGGUGAUAACCCAGAUCAUCCCUGAGGACGAUGCCAUCUACCAGUGCCAGGCUGAAAACUCGGAGGGCUUGGUUCUGUGCAUGGCGCGGCUUAUUGUGGUCAUGUCUGAAGACCGGCCCAGCGCACCCCGCAACAUCCGCGCAGAGACCAUCUCCAGCUCUGCCAUCUUACUGGCCUGGGAGAGGCCUCAGUACAAUGCUGAGAAAGUCAUCGCCUACUCUGUGCACUACAUGAAGGCAGAAGGUCUGAACAAUGAAGAGUACCAGGCAGUGAUUGGGAAUGACACAACCAGCCAUAUUGUGGAUGAUCUGGAGCCAGCAUGCAGCUACACGUUUUAUAUAGUGGCGUACAUGCCCAUGGGAGCAAGCCGCAUGUCUGAGCAAGUCAGCCAGCACACACUGGAGGAUGUACCCCUCCGCCCCCCUGAGCUCAGCCUUUCCAGCCAUAGUCCAACUGACAUCCUGGUGUCCUGGCAGCCUCUUCCUGUCAAGCUGAGUCGUGGGCGUGUUUCCGCCUACCGCCUGUCCUUCCGUACAGCUGCGGACGACCAGGUGAGCUCACUGGAGCUGCCUGGCGUGGGGGAGAACUCCACACAGCACCUUCUCCAAGGCCUGCAACCAGACACCAUCUACCUGCUCCGCCUGGCAGUGUCCACCCGCAUGGGCUGGAGCCAGCCCUCGGCUUGGAGCUCCCACCGCACACCCAAAGCCUCCAGCGCCACUGUGCUCCCUGCCCCUAAUGUAGAGCUGGAGCCCUUCAACUGCACUUCUAUUACUGUACGCUGGCAUCCUGCAUCCAGUGAUGCUGUGGUCCAGGGUUACAAACUCUCCUGUUACCCUGAUGGUCAAUCAGAGAGCUUAACUAUCCAGCUCCGUCCACAGGAUUACCAGCACACUAUUGCAGGACUUGAUCCAAGGAGAAAGUACCAUGUGAAAGUGCUUGCCUACAGCUCUCAUGGUGAUGGCUAUGAGGCACGUCAGAUUGUCAGCACUCCGGGCUGCCCUUCUGCUCCCAACCGGAGAUUGGCCACACUGCCUGCUCCAGACCAUGUUCAUGCUCAGGUUAACAGCUCUUCAGCAGUGGGGCUGAGCUGGGGCCGUCCUGCCUUCAGCUCUGGAAAAUCAGUCGGCUAUUCUGUCCGAUAUGGCCCCGUGGCCCCAUACAACGCAUCUGCCAUACGCUACCUCCAAACGGCUGAACAGACUGUGUUGGUACAGGAACUGAAGUCUAACACACGAUACGAGUUUUCUGUGCGUUUACACAUGGAUCAAAUGUCCAGCCCCUGGAGCUCUCCUGUAUAUCAGAGAACUCUCUUAGAAGCACCCUCCUCCCCUCCCCUGGCGGUGAGAGUGACUCUGAUAGAGGAGGACACGGCGCUGGUGUCCUGGAGGCAGCCCCUGCAACCCAACCUGGCUGUGACCCACUACACCAUCCUGUAUGCCUCCCAGAGGGCGUGGCUAGCAGGAGAGUGGCAGGUCUUACAAAGAGAAGGGAGCAAUACUAUGGCUCUGCUGGAGAGGUUGGAGGCAGGUAAUGUCUACCUGGUGAAAAUCUCAGCCUCCAACCAAGCAGGUGAUGGCCCUUUCUCCAGCAUGGUAGAACUCCCUGUGCUCAAAGGGAAAAGUCACCAAGGCAAAAACCCUCGUCAUACCUACAGCCAGGCUGAGACUACGGCUUUUACAAAUGGCUUAUAUCACUUUGAUGAGAAAUCUAUGACUGGUAUUGUUAUUGGAGUAUGUAUAGCUCUGGCCUGCAUCAUUAUCUGCAUUUUCAUCCUGAUUACUAAAAGCAAAGCCAGGAAAUCCCUAUCCUCAAAGAUUACUGGACGGGUGAGUAGUGAGGUCAUGCAUAACUGUUUGCCACCAGGCAAUCAACACCAGGCAGAGAAUGCUGAAGUUGUGGUGCCAAUGAUGGGAAACAAUUUUAUCGACACUAAGGGUGGUUCAGCUUUAAUGAUAAAUUGCACUGGGCCAGUUAGUAGCAGUCAACACAAGACCAGGAAGUGGAACAUAUUCAACAGUGCAGAACACCACAUUCCAAAUAAGACUCAGGUUGUGAUGCGAGGGUGCUUUUAUGAAGUGGGUAAGACAGUGUUGCAAUAUGAGGAGAAGCAAGCAGUUUUACCUCUCCAGCCCUCCUCUCUGCAGAUCCUCUUUCGACCACUAGGGGAGUCAGAGAGCUCUCAGACCAGUGAGGGCAGCAGAGAAACGGGAGAUUCUGGAAACUUUUCUAAUGACGAUGUAGAAACCAGCAGCCCUGACACUUGUCAGCAGUCCUUUGUGGGUGAAGAUGGAAGAAGUUCUCCAGGAGAUUUUGUUAGAGAGAAAUAUGCUGGAGUAACUCAGAGGGGAGGAGAUAUCUAGCUGUGUUCUAAAUGCC
Electrophorus electricus (electric eel) is the source of this 3487-nucleotide messenger RNA. RefSeq names its product protogenin homolog b (Gallus gallus) (gene prtgb). Gene Ontology annotation, biological process: cell-cell adhesion. The record is from RefSeq and is a predicted model, not a curated record. Lineage: Eukaryota; Metazoa; Chordata; Actinopteri; Gymnotiformes; Gymnotidae. Gene Ontology annotation, molecular function: protein binding.